This is a messenger RNA of Solenopsis invicta (red fire ant), 3924 nucleotides long. It is a transcript of the gene ksr, whose product is annotated as kinase suppressor of Ras 2. The coding region runs from base 753 to 3569 and encodes 938 amino acids. The record is from RefSeq and is a predicted model, not a curated record. Gene Ontology annotation, molecular function: protein kinase activity; ATP binding. Lineage: Eukaryota; Metazoa; Arthropoda; Insecta; Hymenoptera; Formicidae. The transcript is spliced from 16 exons. Gene Ontology annotation, biological process: protein phosphorylation.
GCACCGAUUGACGUCACCGACAGGCGGCCAAGAUGGUUGCCAAUGUUGAUAAGUGGUUUGAUUACACGGCGGAGCGGUAACGAUAAACGCCCGGACAGGGGUAUCAAGCGUGGUCGACGUUAUGCUCGUGAAGUGAAAUUCCGUACCGAUGAGAAUCCGCGCGUUGGGUUGGCCGUCGCGCGAGGAAUGGCAGCCUAUGGAGAUGUGGAGAAAGUACGACGUACUAUGGACGUCGCGCAGACCAUGAUCAAUUUCACCGCCGAUCAACUCGACGAUUUGCGGACACAGUGCUCCGUUGCCGCGGAGGUCACCCAGCAAGAGAUACGGAGGCUGGAGGUGAGGGGGCCCCUCGAAAAUCGAAGCCCGGCCGUACCUCGCGCGCGAAUGUCAGGACCGGGUCUGCCCGUCGACGUCUGAUCAUCGCGGGCCCCCGGCGUCUCCGUUGAUCGUCAACGAGUUGCAACUAUGCUGCUUCGGCGUCGUUUAGAACCUCGAGAAUCUCUGGACCUCCGUCACGUCGGCAGGAACGCCGACAAAUCUCGCUCCCCCACCGUGCCCCGCGAUACAGCAGCGUCAGCUGUUUAUAUUUGUUUACAUUGUUCUUGAGAAUAUCUUCCUGCCGUUUCCAAUCUGUGAAUGAGAAAUUUGUGAUAUCACUUCAUUAAAAGACACAGAUAAUAUCGCUUAGAACUUAUUUGCAAUUUUUGGAAUUAUAUUUAUGAUCGUAACUCCAAAAUCACUCGAGAUUUUUUAUGGGGAAAUUAAUAAAAUUGUACUCCAAACAACUUGCGGCAAAGUCUAAAUUGGUCAAUCCAUUACCACCAGACAUGAUAGAAUAUCCAUCGUUACAACUAUGGUUGCGGGUAGUCGGUCUCACCCAGGACUCAAUUGAGUUGGUUUGUUCUCAAGUUAAUACUCUUGAGGAUCUGAGAGAGAAGUCUGAAGAUGAAUUAAACAGUAUGUUAGAUGAACAUGAUACAUACUACAAGGAAGAAUGUCGUAGGCUUUGUAAAGCAUUGGAAAAUUUAUGGCGAUAUACGGAUGUUCUGAUAAAUGGAGGUAUGGAGAAUAAUGAUUUGGACUUAUACUGGGAUUCUUGGGACAGUUAUCAUUUGCGCAAGGAACUUUCUAAGCCAGAUUUAUCUACUGCUGCAGAGUGUUCCAUUCCAUCAGAGAAUAGCAUUCCAUAUCAUAAUAACAACAAUGAUCCAUUAUCACCAGCUUCCGCAUCUUUUAAUGAAAUUGAAGUGAUAUUAAAUGAUCCUCCUUAUAGCCCUUUAUUACCAAAACAAGAAUGCGAAGUUAAAUCUGUAGAAGUUAAAUCUCCAUCAACUCCUCCUCCACGUAAAAAACAUCUGAUUUUACAAAAUAGCGCAUUGCAAUCUGAAGUGCUUCCGUUAGUUAAGUCAAAAUCACAUGAAUCACAAUUGAUAAGUCGUCCUGAUAAUAUACAACUUGAUAAUGAUGAUACAUUAUUUAGUUUUAGAAUUAAUUCUUCUACAGAGAAAAAAAGUGAUUCUCUUGUAAAAAAGGAUCUACCGCCAGAACAAAGUUUAGAUUGUAGUGCAACAGACUCUGGAAAAGAAGAAAGUUUUUUGUCCAAUAGUAAUAGUCCCAUUAAAUCACCUAUUAAGUCAGCAGUCAUAUCGCCUAUUAAAUCUCCUUUAAAAUCUCCUUUAAAAUCUCCUCUAAAAUCUCCUCUAAAAUCACCUCUCAAAUCACCAAUUAAAUCGCCUGUUAAAUCGCCUAUAAAAUCCCCGGUAAAAUCCCCUGUAAAAUUCCCUGGUAAAUCACCCGUUAAAACAUCUGUUAAAUUUUUUAAAUCACUACCACCACCACCAAUCUGUACCGCAAAUAUAGCAGGAAGUGAUGCCAGCCAUGCGAGAUCAGAACCAAAUCUCCAAGUGCCAAAAUCUCCAUCUACUCCUACUGUGACUCGCGGCAUAGGUCAUGCAAUUGCUCAUCGUUUUACCAGAUCUUUUAACGUGAUGACAGAUUGUGACUAUUGUGAGAAACCAAUGUUUAUGAACGUUUUAAAAUGCAAGGAGUGUAAAUAUCGAUGCCACCGAGAAUGUGCAACCAAAGUAGCCCUUUGUUGUGGCCUACCUCAUCAACUCUUUGCUGAGUUUCAACGAACUAUACAAUCUGAGAAUUCAUUGAAUGUUUCCCCAGUAUUGAAGAGGCCUGGCACAUCGUAUGUGGCAUCUUUGAAUAAUAUAGAUUUAUUACCUUCUUUAAGUCGCAGAGACAGAAGACGGUCAUAUACACAAUCUUCUAUGAAUAUACCUUUUCACGGUGAGUCUAGUUUAAAUUCAUUGAGUUGUAACCGCUCAACACCUUCUAGUCCAGCAUUGCUAUCAGCCAGUAUUAGCCACAGUACACAUUCGUUUCUAAAACAGUUUCAUUUUCCAGAUGUCCUGAUUAAAAAAGAGGCAUUAUCUGAACUGCUUGACAAGAAAUAUAGAUCUGAAUCAGCAAUUGUGAAUGAAAAGAGAAGAAAAAGUGAUAUACAAGAUGAUAAACAAGAAGAUGAAAGUGUUUUGAAAAAUAAUAUCGCAGAAUCAGGGGUGCAAAAGAGAAUUGAUUCCCAGGAAUCUCUAAGUUCUGACAGCGAAAUCGCUGUAGAUGCAUGCCAUCGGCCUCGACAAAAUAGUAUAAUGAUGCAAGAAUGGGAUAUUUUAUAUGAUGAAUUAAAAAUUAGAACUAUAAUUGGAAAAGGAAGAUUUGCUUCAGUAUAUAGAGGGUAUUGGCAUGGAGAUGUUGCAAUUAAAAUUUUAAAUAUGAAUUAUUACUCGGAAGAUGAGAAGACAUUAGAAACAUUCAGAGUAGAGGUAGCUACAUUCCGAAUAACACGACACGACAAUCUAAUAUUAUUUUUGGGUGUUUGUACAAAGCCUCCUCAACUGGCUCUAGUGACUAGUUUGUCUAGAGGCAUAUCACUUUAUACUUGUCUUCAUUUACGAAAAGACAGAUUUACUUUGGCUCAACUUAAUUCUAUAGCUCAACAGAUUUGUCAGGGUAUGAAAUAUCUCCAUUCUCGUGACAUAAUACACAAGGAUCUUAGAAGCAGAAACGUAUUUGUAGAAAAUGGAAAAAUUUUGAUAUCAGAUUUCGGUCUGUUUAAUAUUACCAAAUUGUGCCAUGGAAAUAGGAAAGGAGAAGCAUUGCAUAUCCCUCCGGGUUGGUUAUGUUACUUAUCACCAGAAAUUGUUCGACGACUAAAACCACUAAAUCGAGGUCAGGAUAAGUUACCAUAUUCAGUUGCUUCUGAUAUUUAUGCAUUUGGGACUGUCUGGUAUGAAUUAUUAUGUGGUGAGUGGCCCUUUAGAGGUCAACCCACCGAAGCUAUUAUUUGGCAAGUUGGAAAAGGAAUGAAACAAUCUUUAGCCUAUUUGCAAGCUUCCCGUGAUGUAAAGGAUGUUUUAAUGUAUUGUUGGUCAUAUAAUCCAAGAAACCGUGUUGACUUUAUGGAGAUAAUAACUCUACUCAAAAAGCUGCCUCGCAAAAAGUUAGCGCGUAGUUCCUCCAAUCCUACAAAUUGUUCUCGUUCUGCAGAAUCCAUGUUUUGAACAUAUUUAUUUAAAUAUACUGUUGUUCUUAUAAUGUAAAUAAAGGAUUAUUGACCGAUCUUUGUUCAGAAGAAGCAAAAUAAAAAUUACUAAAAGAUUCGCGCUUGUUUGUACUAUUAAUUUAUUAAAAUGUGCAAAAAAGCAUUUUAAUACAAUAAUUGUAAAAAUGUUAAAUUGUUGCGAAUUAAAUACAUAUCUUUUUUGUGAAUAAAAUCAUAAUACUAAAGUCUCUUUAAGAAGAGAUAUGUAUAUAUUUGUGGCUUAUAUUUAUUAAAUAUAUGUAAAUAUCUUUUGUAUUAUAUAAAAUCUACAAACAUCUGUAAAUAAGUAAUAUAUAUAUAUAUAUUUUUCAAAA